Molecule: messenger RNA, 3520 nt
Organism: Closterium sp. NIES-67
Lineage: Eukaryota; Viridiplantae; Streptophyta; Zygnematophyceae; Desmidiales; Closteriaceae
Source: the annotation of a GenBank genome assembly
ACCUCUUGUUCCGCUCUCUGGCUCUCGCCACGCGGCUCACGCGCUUCUCACGCUUCGUGCAGGGCUCCGCUGCGAGAGGCUCUGAGCGCCGCCGCAGGAGCAUGGCUGUCCGCUAGUCUGUUGUCUCUUGAUCCGCCGUGAACCGCCAGAUUUCAUUGUUUCAAUCCGACCGCUCCAGUCAAUCUAAAUCUAGGUUUCAGUUGAGACCGCCUUUUCUCAGCGUGCCGACUGCCUCUCGCCCCAUGGCCUCCACGCCUCCCGCCUGGCCUCUCGUCACCUCGCCUAGGUUAGCUUCCUCUCACAGCUGACGGAACGAGUCCCUCGACGCAGGAGUUGAUUUUGGAUUUAGCACACUAGCCACAAGUAGGAGUAGCAUAAUACUUAGCUGUGCAAGCGGUCAGCUUGACACCCAGCAAUGCUCGCAACGCCGUGCGGCGCUGGUGGUGGUGAUGGUGGGGGCGUCGCGCUCCUCGGAGGCAAGUCAUGCUGUGUGCGGCGAACCCCCUGCAUUCCUCCAUUCCUCCACGCCUUGCCUUCCAUUCCCGCUGCAUUCUAUCGCGCAUCCCGCUGCAUGCGAUCGCGCAUUCCUGCGCUCUUCCUUGUUUCGUUGUCCUGUUCCCGUCUUUUCUCCCCGGAAUACGACUCUUACCGUCAACCUGACGGCGCUCACUGCUCUGCUUCUCUCGCUCUCGCCGUGCUGCCGUCUCGCGCCCCUCUCCCCGCCGCCCGCAGGUACCCUUACGACGCCCCGCGCGCCCUGCCGCCCUUCCCCUCUGACGACCCCUACGCGCGCCUGCCCGGCCCGCCCGGCCCGCCGCCAGGUCCUGAUCGCUACAGGCGGCCGCCUGCCUAUGACAUGCUGCCAGGCGGCGCUGCGCCCCCGCCGCCACCGCCGUACCCGCCGCACUACGCGCCCAGUGAUGCGCCGCCGCGCAGCAGGCCAGCGCCGGCGGACGUGCUGCUGACGUACAAGCAGUUCAUUGCUGACCUGGAUGAUGACGUGUCGCCGGCUGACGCCGAGAAGAGGUACGGGGAGUACAAGAGCAAGUUUGUCACGGCGCAGAAGAAGGCGUUCUUCGACGAGCACAGGAACGAGGAGUGGCUGCGCGCGCUGUACGACCCGGCUCGCCUCGAGAGCCUUGUCGACAGGCGCACAGAGUUCGCUCAGCUGGAGAGCAAGCAGUUCCUUGACAGCCUGCGACGCGGCGAUGCUGACCUCGGCCCCUAUGCGGACCCCCGUGACCCCCUAGCGGCCACGGACGCACGUCGCCGCAACCCCUCCUUCCGCCCCUCCAUUGCGCACGACGCCGCCGCCGCCACCGCCGCCGCCCCGCGUGUGCCGGCGGGUGCUGGGCGGGCUGCGCGCGUGGCGCACGACCUGGAGCGCGCGCGGGCGCUGCUGGCGAAGCUGGACGCGGAGAAGGGGCUGGGGGACGCGGAGGGGGGCGCUGAGGGGGGCGCGGAAGGGGGGAACUUCCUUCUUGGGGAGAACCAGGCGGGGUCGGCGGAUGAGCCGUUCAAGAUCCGGAUCCCGCCCGUGGAUGCGGAAGGGGGGCGCGGGGCGGCGCGGUGGAUGGAGGGCGUGGAGGUGCUGGACGCGGUGCUGACGUACCUGUGGCGCGUGCACGGCGCCGACUACUAUGGGGGCUCCGAGCUCAGGGGGCUGCCCAAGGGGCUGCGGCACGCGUGGGCGAGGCGCGUGGACGACAAGUGGCGCGAGCGUGCAGGGCCGGGGGGGCAGGACCCGGUGGUGGCGCUGGUGGGCGCGGAGAGAGUGGAGGCGUGCAUGGGGGGCGCGAUGGAGGGGCUGGUGCGCAAGAUCAAGGACGACAAGUAUGGGUGGAAGUACGGGUGCUCCGCUGCUGGGUGCUCGAAGCUGUUCCACGGGCCGGAGUUCGUGGUGAAGCACCUCAAGCUGAAGCACCCCGAGCUGGUGGCGGAGCAGAUGAACCGAGUCAAGGAGGAGGUGUACGAGGAGAACUACAUGCGUGACCCUAACGCCCCUGUCAGGGGAAGGGAGAGGGACGGCGACAGGGACAGAGAGCGAGACAGGGAGAGAGAGAGGGAGCGGGAGCGCGGCCAGUACGCGCACUCGCCGGUGCCUGUAUCUGCGCGCCUGGGCGCGCGGGUGCCCCCGCCUCCUGACGCCUUUCCCUUCCCCCCCGACCGCUUCGACCGCGCCGCGCCCUUCGACCGCCCUGGCGGACCUCCCCCCCCGGCCCUGGGAGGACCCCCUGACGGCUCAGAGCCAUUCCCCGGGGAGCGGUUUGGGGGCCGGUACGGGCGUGAGGGGGAGGUGGGGCGGUACGAGGGCGAGAUGUUCGACCGGCGGGGGGGCCGGGGGCCGGGGGGGGAGGGGGAGCGGUAUGAGAGGCGGGGCAGGGAGGACGGACGGGAGGGGUUUGAGCGGUUCGAUGGGGGCGGGGGCGGGGAGUUCAUGGGGCCGCCGCCGGGAGGGCCGAUGUUUGACGAGAGGGGCGCAGCCAUGGAGGGGCCAGCGCCGCCCAUCAUGAUGGGGGGGCCGGGGGGGCCCUUGGACGCCACGCCCGUGUUCGAUGUGUUCGACGGCCCGCCCCCGCCGCUGCCCCCGCGCGGCCCGCCCAUGCUGCCGCACCGAGGCCCACCAGGGCCUGGGGGCCCAGGAGGGCCGUUUGGGGGGCGUCUGCCUGCCGUGCUCAUCCCCGUGCCCGGCGCUGGCCCGCUGGGUCCGUUCCUGCCCGCGCCCCCCGACCUGGCAGCGCGCAUCCUGAGGGACCCCUCCUUCCGCCCGCCGCCCUCCUUCUUCGACGCCUUCGACGCCCCGCCGCCCCCUCCCCCCUUCGACAACCCCCCUCUCGACCUCCCUCCUGACGCCCCCCUCCCCUCCGGCCCGCCCGGCCCUGCGCCUGGGGGAGAGGAGGGGCGCUCCCCCCCUCCCCCCUCUGGGGGCGGGGGAGGGGCGCGGGGGGAAGCAGCGAGGGGGAGAGCAGGGGCAGGGGGGAGGGAUGGGGGAGGAGGGAGGCCGAGAGGGGGACGGGAGGGGCCGUAUGGCAGUCCCGGGAGGUUUGGGGCCAUGGGCAUGGGCAUGAGAGGCAUGGGCAUGGGCAUGGGUAUGGGCAUGGGGAUGGAGAUGGGGAUGGGGAUGGGCAUGGGACCCAUGGGGAUGAUGCCGAUGAUGGGAGGGCCACCGCAUGAUCCCCGUGGCAUGCGCAGCUACCGGGACUUGGAUGCACCGGAUGACGAGGUCACCGUCAUUGACUACCGCAGCCUCUGACUGUGUCGCCCCGUCACCCGCCCUCGCGCCCCGCUCACCAUUCAGCGCACGGCUCCGUGCGAGCAAGUGUGCCGUGCCGUGCCGUGCGCCUCCGUCCAGAAGCAUGGCCCUCGUUAGCUAGUGCCUCAGUGCCGCAGUUUAGGUGGACGAGCGUGGUUUGUGUCAAGCACAUGUAAUCUGGUUAGUUGGACUAGGAAGCAGCAUAUUCUGUUCCGUUCCAAGGUUGGAUGUGCAGGGUUGGAGACGGACCCAAUCCACGUUCGGCUU